AUGACAGAAUUGAAUGCAGGGAGAUAUCACUGCUACUCUUACACCUCUAUUGGAUGGACAGAAUGCAGUACCACCUUAGAGCUGGUGGUGACAGGAAAACUUAAGAAACCCACUCUAAGGGCUUGGCCAGGAUCUGUGAUUGCCUCAGGAAAUAAUGUGACCAUAUUGUGUAAGGGGACAAAGGGAAAGCAACCAAUGUAUUUCCUCUAUAAAGAAGGAAGCCCAGGACCCUGGGACAGUCAAACUCCAAAAGAUCCUGGUAACAAGGCCAUGUUCUCAAUAGCACCCAUGGAACAGCAUCAUGCAGGAAAAUACAACUCUGCUGGCUGGACAGAGCGCAGUGAUACUCUGGAGCUGGUGGUGACAGGUGUUCACCAUGGUAAACCUACUCUGUCAGCUUUGUCCAGCCCUGUGGUGACCCCAGGUGGGAAUGUGACUCUUAAGUGUGUCUCAUCUAAAGGAUAUGAUUGGUUCAUUUUGACUGGGGCAGAUCCAAAUUUCUCCAGGUCCCCAAAAGCACAGUUUAUAUGCACUGGACAGUCCCUAGCUCUGUUUCCUGAGAUCACGUUGGCAUCCAGCAAAACUGGGCCCUUCAGAUGUUAUGGAUACUAUACAAAUACACCGCAUAUGUGGUCAGAAGCCAGUGACCCUUUGGAGAUACAUGUCUCAGGACUGUCCAAGAAUCGCUCCCUGCCGACCUUCAAAGGCCCUGUCCUGGCUCCUGGAGAGAAACUGAUCCUCAAGUGUUCCUCUAAGACAAGUUAUGACAGAUUUGCUCUGUUUAAGAAGGGGGAAAGUGGCCUCACCCAGGUCUCUGUCCAUCAGUCUCAGGAUGGACAUUUUCAUGCCAAUUUUACCUUAGGCUCUGUGAAUUCCUCCAUUGGUGGUCAGUAUAGAUGCCUUGGUGCACACAGUUCCUCCUCUGAGUGGUCAGCCCCCAGUGACCCUCUGGACAUCCUGAUCACAGUCUCACAGCUUCAAGAUCACACAGUGGAGAACAUCAUUCGGAUGGGCAUUUCCGGUUUGAUUCUCACAGUACUUGGGAUUUUGCUGUUUGGGCUUGCCCCAGCCAGAAAAGACCUUGAUUGCAUCCAAGAAGUGAAGAUGAGAGAUGACCACAGGCUUGCAUCAUUACUAUCUCUGAAAAAUAAAUUUGUUAAUAUUUAGUCUUUUUUAAAAGAAAAUUUAAUGUUUAAAAUGGGUAUGACUUAUAAGAAAAGAUCCAGGAAUCACAUGUGUUUUGGAUGCAGGAAAGCAUCAAAAUGUUGGUUGGAGAGCUCUUCCAUCACCACGUUAAGGCUCGUACCCUCUACCUUACUGUGGACUUUGAAGAAUUUUUCCUUCGACUCUUUUUUAGAGGGGAACUUAUUGUCCCUUUAAUGAGGUUUGGUCCUGAUCUUUAUAUAUCCUCUGCUUCCCCCAGUUUCUUGUCAUACUUUAUUUUAAAUCAUCACAUUUCUUAUUAUGAACAUCUGUUUUGGUGGAAGUUUUUACUACUAUGAAUAUGAAAUUUGACUCAAUAAG
Molecule: messenger RNA, 1524 nt
Organism: Chionomys nivalis (European snow vole)
Lineage: Eukaryota; Metazoa; Chordata; Mammalia; Rodentia; Cricetidae
Product: leukocyte immunoglobulin-like receptor subfamily A member 6
Exons: 5
Coding region: 1-1167 (388 amino acids)
Source: RefSeq, a predicted model, not a curated record